Python bivittatus (Burmese python) is the source of this 2990-nucleotide messenger RNA. NCBI's taxonomy places the organism in Eukaryota, Metazoa, Chordata, Lepidosauria, Squamata, Pythonidae. The record is from RefSeq and is a predicted model, not a curated record.
UCACUUUUUUUUUUUUUUAGUCACAUCCAGCGGGAUUAUGGAUUUCUUGUGUGGAGGAAGUGUUGGAAGAGGGAGGUGCCCUUUUACUUUAUCAUCACUUCACUGGCAAUAGGAUACUUUUAAGGAUCAUCCAUCCUUUCCUGUUGGGUGUCUUAUACCCAUCUGGCUCCCUGGGACUACACAUUGCAUUGACGCUGUCUUUCAGUUGGCCUGGCCCAGUCUCCACUGGCUGGGCGGUUCUACCUUUGUCUACAGGAAGGUUGGAGAACAAGAGCUUCCUUCCCUGCAGGAGUAAAAGAUGGCCGCCACACAGGAAGUGCCUCCUCCAGCAUUAGGCCUCCAUUUUUUGUACCCAUUAGAAGAAACAAUGGCACCAAGGGUGAAAAUGGAGGAACCUGGACCCCCAUGCCCUGAAGCUGGUUGGGAAUGGGAUGCUCCAGGGAAGGCUCCCCUUGUUGUGCAGGCAGGCACCAUUAGUGAUCUGCUGAGGUGGGCAACUCCUCCCCAGGUGAGGAGCGAUCCAAUUCCACAGCUAUGGGAGGUUCAGUGCCAGGAGAUGGUGCAAACCCUGAGGACACCUGCUGAAGUCAUGCCAGCCCCUGUGCCUGUCCCACCCCCAGCCCCUGGCUGGAGCAACCUCCAACUACCUGAACUUGCACCUGUGGAUGACAUUGAGGCCUACCUGUCGUCCUUCGAGCGUGCAGCCGAAUCCUGCCAGUGGCCAAGAGGAGAGUGGAUGAGCCGCCUUAUGCCAGCUCUUGGAAAAGCCCAGCCACCCCAUAAUGGCCUGGAUGCCAGAGGUGGCAGGAAUGAGCAUAGAAAGUCCAAAUCCUCUGGCCUGCGAGGGGAGGCAGGCGCCAGCGUGGAAAUGCAGCGGCAGCGUUUCCGGCAGUUCCGUUACCAGGACUCCGAAGGCCCCCGGGAGGCUUGCCGCAGGCUCCGGGAGCUUUGCCGUCGCUGGCUGAAGCCUGAGAGCCGCACGAAGGAGCAGAUCCUGGAAUUGCUGAUCCUGGAGCAGUUCCUGACCAUCUUGCCCCAAGAGAUUCAGAGCUGGGUGUGGGAACGAGGCCCUGAGACGUGUGCCCAAGCAGUGGCCUUGGUGGAAGGAUACCAGAUGGGGCGGCGAGAGGCAGGGAUGUGGGAGCAACAGGUUACCGUGCGGGUCAAGGUUGAGCAGGUAAGCCCACAGGAGAUGAUUUUACCUGGAGCACCAUGGGAUCCUUCAGCCUCACUGCUGCCCCAUCCUGAGUGCAUAUCCUCAUCUGAUGUAACACUAAACCAGCCUGCCCCAGGCCCUGCUCUCAAGAUGCCCUGCAUCCCGAAACAGGAACCACAAGGCCUUCAGGAAACAGGCUCUCUACUGGCCAAUGGGAACCGAGAGGAGAACCCUUUGCCUGGAGGCACUGUGGAAGUGGGAAUGCUAUCUGGGAAUUCCCACGAGAAAAUGUCGGGUGAGAAUUGCGGUGAACGGGUGAGUCAACAAUGUGAAGUGAGAUGUGGCGAGAUGGGGGAGAAUCCAGCUGCACGCCCCAACUCUCUUGGAGUCUCUCAUCUGGCAGGAAAAUCCCUUCACCAGUGUUCAGAAUGUGGGAAAACAUUUAGCCGUAACUCACAUCUGCUCACCCACCAGAGGAUCCAUACUGGGGAGAAGCCCCAUCAGUGCCCCCAGUGCGGCAAACGUUUUGGUCAUACUUCCCAGCUGACUCGUCAUCAGAGGACCCAUGCCUCAGAGAGACCUUUCCGAUGUGCUCAGUGCAGCCGAAGUUUUUACCAGAGCUCAGAGUUGACCAGGCAUCGAGUGUCCCAUGCAAGAGACCGUCCGUAUGGGUGCAGCCAAUGUGGGAAGAAAUUCCGUUGGAGUUCUGAUCUUAUCCGACACCAGAUCACCCACACAGGAGAGAGACCGUACAAGUGUCCUGAGUGCGGGAAGAAGUUUGGGCAGAAUUCGCACCUGGUUCGACAUCGGAGAACCCACACUACUUAGCCAAGAUCUUCCCAGAAGGAAAGAAAACUGUUUCCCAGCAUUGAGAGCUCAAUAAGGGCCAAAGUGUGGAACCAGACCAAUCACCUAGCUUAGUGUCAUAAGGAGCCAGAUGACCGAUGAACUUUCAGUUCAACAUCUGCAGAGAUUUACCUGUUGAAUAUGGCUUAAUUAGAAUGAAUCCUGUCUCCUGCAGCGGGAUAGACAAGGUGGCAGUUCCACGUUACCAAUUUGUGUUCCACCUAGAGAGCCACAGCACAGCCAGACUGAUUGCUCUAAAAAGGUGCUGAGCCUUGUUAGAGCUGACUUCUUGGACAGUACUAAACCACUAAUAUUGUGGUGGCACCAGUGGGAUGUCUUUCUCUCUUUCUCUGUCUCCCUCCCCCCCCCCAUUCUCUCUUUUAAUAGAAAAGGUAAUAGAUCUUCUAGUCAACUAGACAGAUUUAUUGUUACAUAACACAACCUAUAUUCCCUGCCCUGAGACCAUAUCUUUGUUGUGCAGCAAAAGCAAUGUAUUUUUUAGAGAAAAUGACCAGUCUGUAUUGGCAGAGGGUUAAAUCUUUAAAAUGAUGGAGAUCCCCUCUUGGGGAAGCUGCUGUGGAGUGUUUUGCUUUGUUUAUUUUUUGGAAAUUACAACUUUGAUAAAGGGGAAAAUUGUCAACCUAGGCUUGUACUGACGUGGGAAUAUGCAUAAUAGAGCUGGGGAUGAUUUCAGUUGGUUGGCAUGCAGAUUACAUGAGCUUUGUUAUGGCAUAAUCUUAGGGUUGGCCAUGAGUAUACAAGGGGGUUGAUGCAGGCUUUCCAUCUGGUCCUUUUUAUUGCCAGUAAUCCUAUCGUCCAUUUGCAACCUCAGCCUCUUUCUUCUUCAUGAGCAACAACACUAGCAAAGAGUUUUUUCUUUACAUUCAGCAAAGAAUAUCUCAAAAAUAUAUCAUUGGUACUUCAAGGGGAGAACACUGCUAAGUUUUUAAAGCUGUUCACAUUGGGCCAUGGGAAGUGUGGUGGAAGA